Messenger RNA from Archocentrus centrarchus (flier cichlid), 2246 nucleotides. RefSeq names its product myeloid-derived growth factor (gene mydgf). Gene Ontology annotation, biological process: positive regulation of endothelial cell proliferation; positive regulation of angiogenesis. Lineage: Eukaryota; Metazoa; Chordata; Actinopteri; Cichliformes; Cichlidae. The coding region runs from base 1 to 642 and encodes 213 amino acids. The record is from RefSeq and is a predicted model, not a curated record. The transcript has 6 exons.
AUGUUACUCGCAGCCCGUUUGUUUAUGUUGCGCAUUAUUUUGCAGGUACAUGACGUCGAGUUUGACGACAUUCACAGUGGACGGGACACCGGAGCCGCCGCUCUCACCAGCUGCCCGUCAGAGGAGGAAGACAUGGCCCGUCAAAGUAACACCUGCGCCGGUGGUUUGGCGUUUCUGCUCGUGUUCGUGCUGACUUCACCGUGUGUGCCGGCGGAGGCCUCCGACGAGCAGGCGAAGACGGUGGAGUUCAACGUCAAACCCGGAGGAGUCGUGCACACCUUCUCCGAGGGCAUCGGGGAGUAUGAAUGCUCAUUCACUUACGCCUCACAAGGAGGAACCAAUGAGCAAUGGCUGAUGAGUGUGGGCCUGAGUGAUGACAAUAAAAUGUUUUCCUGCUCCGUGUGGAGGCCUCAGGGGAAGUCGUACCUGUUUUUCACUCAGUUCAAAGCUGAACUGAAGGGAACCAAAAUUGAGUAUGCCAACGCAUAUUCGCAGGCAGCAGCAGGAGGACAGAGUGAUGUGCCUUUGAAGCCAGAAGAAUUCACCAUCGGAGAAUCAACAGUCACCCACAAGGAUGGAAAGUUCAGUGCUCAACUCUCCAAACUGACCGUCAUUGGACGGACGCGACACGACGAGCUGUAACUGGUCAGAAAUCAGACUCUGCGUUGGUCAUGCUUUGACCAAUCAGAGCAUCCCAGUGAGCUCUGACUCCAGCCUCUGCUUUUCCCUCAGUCAUCAAUGAAGGAUGUAUUUCUUCCUGAGUUAAGACCAAAAACUGAAGAAGGAUGAAACGGAUAUUGCUGUGAUAGUACAUUCUGUCGGUACAAUAAUUACAUGGAAUUUUCUUGCCAUAGUGGAUUUAUACUACAUGGGACAAAAGGGGGGGGGGGAAACAGAAAGGGAUCAGUUGAGCGUCCAAAUUUUUGUUGUUCUAGAAAAAAAAACAAAAAAAAAAUCUCUGCCCUGAGAUAAAGUGCUUCCAUAGAUGUGAUUUUUCUUAUGCUCUAAGAUUUACAGAGAAUUCUGUUCUGAUACACUGAGGGAUGAAUGUGAUUGUAUAGAGGAUGUCUGGGGGCUUUGUUGAGUAUAGAUAACAUAUUUAGACUAGGGAUUUAUCCAUCUUAUGUAAUCCCGAGAGAAAAGUGAGUAUUCCCCAGUAUCGUCACUGUGCGCACAUAAACAAUUUCACCAGUCUUGUUCUGCUCUGAGCCGCUGCUGAGAGGAGCGCCUCACUUUGUCUUCAUCUCUCUCUCUGUUUAUCUGUUCCAGAUAAAUGUAAGCACCACAUUUGAUCCACAGCAAUCACCAAUCAGUUCUUUUUGUGCUAAAUCUUUUUGUGUUUUGUUUUUGUUUGUUUUCUUUUUUGCCAGAAGCUACAGUCAUAAUGCAGCAGAUAGUGGAUUUUAAAUGCGUUAAGAGGAUACAUCAGAGGCUGGGGUGUAUUCUUGCUUUUUAGAUCUGAAAUCUAAAACAAUAUCUCUAUAAAGUUCUUCAAAUCUUGAUCAUUCUGCAGUAAAAGAUACAAAUCUUUAACGCUCUAAUUUCUUUUUUCUUUUUACAAUUAUCUACUUUUAGUUUUUCAACAACUUUUGAGUUACAUUGUUAACUGCAGAAUACUGAAAUGUAGGGCAUGCACAGACAUUUGGAUGAUAAGAUGCCAGGCAAAGAGAUGCCAGCAGGUAUCUGAGUCCUUCUUGAACCCUUUACUUUCAUCUUUCAGUGCCACAUGUGUGGAUCAGAGAGGAUAAUGUGCAGGUUUCAGAAGGGCUUCAUUAUUACAGGUUCUCCCCUCCUCGACUCUCCCUGCUCUCUUAUGUUGCGAGAACCUUUAUCUGCCCGUCAUCGAUCCAGCCCUCUCAGAUCCACACAAGUCUCUAGAGGAUGACUUCUGCAGAUUGAUUUCAGAUUUGAGGAUUUUGCCGAUUUGAUUCUGUGGUUGUGUUACCUGUUAUAUCUCUGCCUUGUUUGGCCUGGGUUCAGUUUCUCUCAUCUUUCUGGAGGUGAUCCUGAGGAAUUGAGGAAAUGCUUAGCAGGAGCAUUUCCCCCUUUCCUCUUUUGUCACCACUGAUGUCGAUGCUCCGUCUGGAAAUAAUCACAUCCAGAUCCUGACACGACAAAUUGGGGGGGGGGAGCAAACAAACACGAUGUUACUUAUUUUGUACAUGUUUUCUUUUUCUACUUGUCGAUUGUUCUGAUUCACAGUGAAAUGUGAUGGGCGUCUCAAUAAAGACAUUUUCUGGAGAUAA